Messenger RNA from Eutrema salsugineum, 621 nucleotides. RefSeq lists its product as uncharacterized. The transcript has 3 exons. The coding region runs from base 1 to 621 and encodes 206 amino acids. Lineage: Eukaryota; Viridiplantae; Streptophyta; Magnoliopsida; Brassicales; Brassicaceae. The record is from RefSeq and is a predicted model, not a curated record.
AUGUCCAUGACACAGCGUGUCCUCCGUCGUAACAGGAGUCUUCCUGCGUCAAGAUAUUGUCCUUACACUAUAGGGACUAAUAUUCCCAAGGAGAAGCAGAGAGAAGAGGUUGUCAAACUAGGAGUUAAGCUCUCGCUCUUUGUGGCUGAAGCAAUGUUCAUAUUAUCUGAUGACAUACGAAGAAUGUUUCUUGCUAUUGAAUAUGUGUUUGAAACAUAUAUCAAACCCAAGAAUGGAAUCUACAAGGGUGGUGGCAAAUCGAUCCAAUGGGAGAAUUUCAACCCGUCUUGCCUGCAUUUUGCUUUUGUAGUCAGAGUUUUGGAUCGCAUAGUUACGAUUCUCAGAAAUGGUGGCGUAGUGAGAUCGUCUGGUUUUGUACACUGCAACCAAGAGCUGAAGAAGCUAGAAGAGAAGUUGAGGUCUUUGAAGGAUGUUUCUGAGGCGAAUGGGUUUGCGAGGGAAGCAAUAGAGUCUAACAUUAUUCACUCAUGGAAGUCUCUCUUUGAAACAACACAUGAAGUGUUAAACACUAAGACAAGAUUUAUUGCGCUGUUUAAGUCUGCCGUGGAUGAAAUAAACCAGUAUGUUUGCUGUCGCGGUCUUGCUUCUUUGCUCAUAUGA